CUUAAUGGACGAUUUUCAUUCAAUCUUAAAUUUGAUAAAUUUCCUGAUGAUUAAGAAGUAUUCAGCAUCCAACAGAUGAAUAAACUUAAUCUCCAAACCUAGCCAAAUAAACCAAAAAAAAAUUGGACUGAUGAUGAUAAGAAGGUUUUAAUAUGGUUAGUGGGGAAAUGGGUUAUAUAAAAUAAAAGAGAUAUCAAAUCGAUUGUAUAAAUUUAGUUGUCUAUUUUAGAGUGAUUCAGAUUGGAAUGAUAUUGCAAAUAUGAUGCCUCGUAGAGAUGCAUUCAAAUGUAAAUAGAAAUGGCUACAAAUGCUCAAACUCCCUUUGUAAUAAGCUCCUUGGACUCUUUUAGAAGAUAAUCUUCUAUAGAAAAUUAUCUAUGAAUUUUAAAGUUAAAAUAAAGGUAAUAAAUGGAGCCAAAUUGCCACAACUCUUAAUAAGACUAAUGAUCAAUAAGUUCAUAGAAAUGGGAAAUAAUGUAGGGAAAGAUGGAAUAAUCAUCUUAACCCAAGCAUUAAUAGGUACAAUAUUAAACUUUAAAAUAAUAGAAAUCCUUGGUAAUUGAGUGAAGAUUUAGAUCUAAUGUGCUAGGCUAAAGAAUUAGGUAAAAAAUGGGCACUAAUAUCAAAAAAACUCAAAAUUGCAAGAAGUGAAAACAAUGUAAAAAAUAGAUUUAAUUGUCUCAUCAGAAAAGAAAAUACUCAUAAAUUUUGGUAACAUUUUUGUAUAAUAUUUAAAGCUAAAAAGAUGACGAUGAAAUACAAUCUGAAGAAUCAUCAAUAUCAAACUUGCCAUCUAUAGAAGAAUUAAAUCAUGAAGAAAUUAAGCUAAUUAAUAUGAUCAUUAAAAAAAUUGAAUGGCGUAUAUAAUAGAAUGAGAAUCUAAGAUAAAAGGAGCAAAAAGAAGAAAUUAAAGAUAAAUAUCAAAAUGCAACCAAGAAAAUUAAAUUAGAAUCUUAAGUAGGAUACUAUAAAAAUUAUAAAGAAAAGAUUUCGAACUUCAAAAAUAUGGAGAGCUUAUAAUUAUAAAUAAAAUACUCAGAUCUAAAUGAUGAUGAUGCUGCCACUCUUAUGCCUUGCCUAAUACAAAAAGAAAAUAAUCAAAUAUAUUUUCCUACUCCAGAAUAACUUUAAAUCUAUUUGAACAAGAGCAAUGAAAUGAAUCUUCAACAAGAAAACUAUUUAUCUAAUCCAAAUAGUUUAGGAUCCUUUAUGUAUGAUCCUAAGUUCUUUCGAUCUAUUGUCAUGCUUUAAUCAAAUGAUUAUCACCAAGGAUAGAGCGGAAUCUACAACUAACGAUCAAUACUUCAUCAGAAUCUUAUGGGAAACUUUUAGAGUCUUAAUAGCUAUCCUUAUUCUGUUGCGUUGUCUCCUUAUCCGUCGCAAGUUAACUUAACAAAUAAAUUAUAGAAAUGA
Molecule: messenger RNA, 1413 nt
Organism: Paramecium sonneborni
Lineage: Eukaryota; Ciliophora; Oligohymenophorea; Peniculida; Parameciidae
Source: the annotation of a GenBank genome assembly